UCCUGUAUAAGUGACAGGCAACUGCAACAACUAACAAGUAACUACCGUGUGUACUUACAAAACACAGCGUUGUUAGGGUUUUGCCACAACAGUUUCCCACUCUGCUUCACUCAAAUAACAAAGACAAUCUUCUCCACAUCACUGUGCGUUUCGUUGUUAUACUCAGAAUAGUCAUUUCCCCAUAGCGGCACGGAGCGUCUGACCCCAAAAGAUGGCGUAUAGCGGGAUGUAUGGCUUACGUUGACGAGGAUGGUUCUUCGGGUUCUGGAGAUGAUGUGAACAUGUUAGACGGACAAAAGCGUCCGGCUGGAGUUUCGGCUAGUGGUGGUCGGAAGAGAGGCCGAAAAGCUACUGGUGAUGCUAUAGUGGAUGCCAUGAUGCAGAUAGCAGCUGCUUCGAAAAUGAGGGCAAAUGCAAUUAUGAAGAACGAGGACAGAUUUUCAAUAAGCAAGUGCAUCAAUGUGUUGGAUGAAAUGCAAGAUACACCGAUCAGCAUGGAUGACAUUGACUUGGAAUUGGAUGAGAUGGAACUCGUUGCAGCUGCUGCUGGAUACUAUUAUUACAGCUCUUUAACCAAACAGCAGCCUUCUCGUUGUUUAUCGCCAAGGAGAUGUGAAUUCAUGACAGAAGUGUUGAACGGACCUGACGACUUUUGUCGAGAAAUGUUGCGGAUGGACAGACACGUAUUUCUCAAGUUGUGUGGCAUUCUUCGCCAAAGAGCCAUGUUACGUGAUACUGCUGGUGUAAUGAUAGAGGAGCAGUUGGCGAUAUUUUUAAACGUCAUUGGCCACAAUGAACGUAACAGAGUGAUUCAGGAGCGGUUUCAGCACUCGGGCGAAACCAUUAGCAGACAUUUUAAUAAUGUUUUGAAAGCUAUUAAAUCACUAUCGCGUGAAUUUUUGCAACCUCCUCAGCAUACCACAUCUCCAGAAAUUCUCAACAAUGCUAGAUUUUACCCAUAUUUCAAGGAUUGUAUAGGAGUAAUUGAUGGUAUGCUAAUUCCUGCACAUGUUCCAGCCAAAGAUCAAUCUCGAUUUCGCAAUAAGAAAGGUGUCCUAUCUCAAAAUGUGCUUGCAGCAUGCACAUUUGACUUGCAGUUUAUAUUCAUUUAUCCUGGUUGGGAAGGUUCUGUCACAGACUCGCGUGUGUUAAGGGCAGUCCUUGAUGAUCCGGAUCAGAAUUUCCCUCAAAUUCCUCAAGGAAAAUAUUACCUUGUUGACCAAGGGUACUUAAAUACAGAAGGAUUUAUCGCUCCUUUUCAAGGGGUUCGGUACCAACCUUAUGAAUAUCGAGGUGUCAAUCAAUUACCAAGAAAUGCAAAGGAGUUGUUCAAUCACAGACAUUGCUUUCUGAGGAACACUAUCUUGAGGUCAUUUAAUGUGUUGAAAAGUAGAUUCCCAAUCCUUAAACUUGCUCCCCAGUAUUCUUUCCAGAUUCAGCGGGAUAUAGUCAUAGCUGCUUGUGUUUUGCAUAACUUCAUCCGGCGUGAAGAAAGAAACGACUGGUUAUUCAGUAGUUUAGGGGGGACAUUCGUGGAUGAACUCUCGGAUCCUGAUGAACUUCCUGAUGUUCAACUUCUUUCUUCGAUGCAAGAACAGAUUGCGUUCUCAUUACGUGAAUCAGUUUCUGCAUCUAUGUUUGACGACUUAUUGAAUAAAUGGGAUGAGUGGUGAUUCUCGACUAAGAUCUGUUGUCGUUGAAUGGUGACUCGGUUUAUGGGUUUAUUGCAAAAGGCUCCAUGUGAUUUAGUAAUUUGCAUGUUACCUAUGAAUUUAUGAUCACUGUUUAAUUUGAUGUUUAGGUUAAUGCUCAUUGUUAUUGUGUAUAACAUGAAAUUUUGUAUAGGCUCUGCAAUCUGCAUAUAUUAAUAACAGUUUUAUUGAAAAAAUGGAAUUGUGAAGGAAUCUUGGGUUA
Messenger RNA from Lathyrus oleraceus (garden pea), 1914 nucleotides. RefSeq lists its product as uncharacterized. The record is from RefSeq and is a predicted model, not a curated record. Bases 231 to 1673 code for a protein of 480 amino acids. NCBI's taxonomy places the organism in Eukaryota, Viridiplantae, Streptophyta, Magnoliopsida, Fabales, Fabaceae. The transcript is spliced from 6 exons.